This is a messenger RNA of Cheilinus undulatus (humphead wrasse), 2205 nucleotides long. It is a transcript of the gene arsk, whose product is annotated as arylsulfatase family, member K. Bases 113 to 1681 code for a protein of 522 amino acids. The record is from RefSeq and is a predicted model, not a curated record. The transcript is spliced from 8 exons. Lineage: Eukaryota; Metazoa; Chordata; Actinopteri; Labriformes; Labridae.
UUGACAGGAACAAAAAAUGUUUCUCUUUUCCUGAUGUUUCUUAGACAGUGUGAACGAUUCGUUUACUUGAAGAAAUGCAGAACUUUUAAUUUGAAGGCAGUGAAACGCUGUCAUGAAUACUGCUGUUUUGACUUUGGUUUUCCUGUUUCAAAUUUAUGGCCAAAUUUUGAGCCAAAAUGGAACCAGACCCAACAUUAUUAUGGUGAUGAGUGAUGCAUUUGAUGGGAGACUGACUUUUGAUCCCGGCAGCAAAGUUGUGCAGCUGCCAUUUAUAAACUACAUGAGAGAACUUGGUAUCACUUUCCUCAAUGCUUACACCAACUCACCCAUCUGCUGCCCCUCAAGAGCAGCAAUGUGGAGCGGUCAGUUUGUUCACCUCACUCAGUCCUGGAACAACUACAAAUGCCUUGAUGUGAAUGCAACAACAUGGAUGGACUUACUGGAGGCAAAUGGAUAUCUCACCAAGAUGAUGGGCAAACUGGACUACACAUCAGGGAGUCACUCUGUAAGUAAUCGAGUUGAGGCCUGGACACGCAAUGUUCAGUUCCUCCUGCGUCAAGAGGGCCGGCCCGUUACGCAACUUGUUGGGAACAUGUCAACAGUAAAGAUCAUGAGAAAAGACUGGGAAACAACAGACAAAGCCACACAGUGGAUCCACGAGAGAGCUGCGUCCUCUCACCAGCCCUUUGCUCUUUAUCUUGGCCUUAAUUUACCUCACCCCUAUAAAACUGAAUCACUGGGGCCCACUGCAGGAGGGUCCACCUUCCUCACAUCACCCUACUGGCUGGAGAAGGUAUCUUCAGAGCUCAUCACUGUUCCUAAAUGGCUGCCUUUGUCAGCCAUGCACCCUGUUGACUACUACUCCACCUUCACCAAAAACUGCAGUGGUGAUUUCACUGAGGAGGAAGUUAAACGCAUAAGGGCUUUUUAUUAUGCCAUGUGUGCUGAGGCAGAUGCCAUGUUGGGUCAGGUGCUUUCAGCACUAAGAGACACUGGCUUGCUUUCCAACACCGUUGUGAUCUUCACAGCUGACCAUGGAGAGUUAGCCAUGGAGCACCGGCAGUUUUACAAGAUGUCAAUGUUUGAAGGCAGUUCCCAUGUUCCCCUGCUGUUCAUGGGGCCUGGACUCAAGUCUGGUCUGCAGGCCAACCAGCUUGUGUCUUUGGUGGAUCUCUAUCCCACUGUGCUAGAUGUUGCAGGUAUUCCAGCUCCAGGUUUUCUCAGUGGCCACUCUCUGCUUCCUCUGCUUUCCAAGACUGUUAUUUUUUCCAUGAAGCAGCAUCCAGACUGGGUUCUGAGUGAAUACCAUGGAUGUAACGUCAAUGCCUCUACAUACAUGCUGAGAAGUGGCAAGUGGAAAUAUAUAGCCUAUGCAGAUGGCCUGAGUGUCCCCCCACAGCUUUUUGACCUAACAAAAGACAAGGAAGAACUUCAUAAUGUCAUCCUUAAAUUCCCAGAUGUGCAGGCACAUCUGGACAAACUGUUGCACAGCAUUGUGGAUUAUCCUAAAGUCUCAGCUGCUGUCCAUUUAUACAAUAAAAUAGCAUUUGGCGCCUGGCGCUCUAGUGUAGGGGGAAACUACAGCCAGGUCAUUGCUAACCUCAGGUGGCAUGUCGAUUGGCAAAAAGAUAUUUUAGCCAACGAGAAAGCUAUUGACAAAUGGCUUUAUGGCUUUGUGUGACUUUUAUAGAUACUUUUUUAUAUGUUUAUCAUGGUCAAUUUUUAAGUCUAUCUUUUUUCAUGAAACCAUGUCAUAAUUUCAGGAGAAAAAGAUGUCAGACUUGGGAUUGAUGAGUGAAGCAGACUUAACUUUAGCCUUAUCCCACCUGAUAGCAGUAGAAAGCUACUCUACAUGUGGAAUGGUGAAGUGUUGUUUUUAUUGCUUACAACCUUCUGUUUCACACUGCAAAAGGGAAGCCAAUUCAAAUGCAAUGUAAAAGGACGACAUAAGAUUAUUUUCCAUGAUUUCAUUUCAUUGUUUGAUAAGAAAGCUAAAGAGAGAAUGAGAGUCUGGGAAAAGAGUGAGGGAAGUCAUGCAUCAAACUGCAACUGGAUCAAGACCUGAAGCUGCAACCAGUGCAACAAGGACUUAUGGUCUCUGUAUAGAGGGUGCCUGCUUUAUCAACUGAGCUAAACAUGAGCAAGACCAGGAAUCAGUAACAACAUGUUGAUGUUCAUUCUUUAAUAAAAACCUUAUAUUUGUCA